GCGUGACGUCUUUGACGGAUACGAAUACGAUUAGUGCAGUACUACGUGCUGCAAGUCACUCGUAGUGAAUCUUCGCGCAUACGUGCACGCGCUGCCGCUCUACAUUUGUACCGCUCGCAACAUUAGCUGCAGCACAAAACUUUGCACAUGGCAGCACACCAUUGCAUCGGCACAGGAGCCGACGAGCGACGCCACUGGCUGGCACCCGACAAGGCUGCUGCACUCGAGUCCACGGUGCAAGCCAUCGCUGUGGCCGGCAAAGGCAUCAGCGCGUGCGACGAGUCGGGCCGCACGAUCAAUCCGCGUUUCGCAAAUGUCGGCAUCGAGGCGACGGAGGAGAUGCGACGCGUCUACCGCGAGACUUUGUUUACGGCGCCCGGCGCGACGGACUGCCUGACGGCCGUCAUUCUGGAUCCGGAGACGGUCUUUCAACAGGAUAGCAACGGCACACCGUUCCCGGAGGUAUUGGCGAAGCAAGGCCUUAUUCCUGGAGUGAAGCCCUCGCUGACGGUCUACAAGCUGCCUGGAACCGCGGGCGAGACGACGAUGCAGGGCCUCGACGGCCUGUCGGAGCGGUGCGCGAAAUACUAUGCGGCCGGCUGCCGCUUCGCGAAGUGGCGGUCUCCGCUCACGAUCGACGUGGCCGCGGGCACGCCGUCGGCGCUGGCCAUCGAGACGAAUUGCAGGGACCUCGCGAGGUACGCGCUGAUCUGCCAAUCGGAAGGUUUAGUCCCGAUUGUCGAGCCGGACCUGGUCCUCAAAGGGGCUCACUCUUUGGAAGAUGCAGUCGAGGCGAACGCGCGCGUGUUGGGUGAAUUAGUGCGUGGUAUGCAAGAUUAUGGGGUGCACCUGCCGGGCACGCUCCUGAAGACCAAUCUGGUGAAUUGUGGGAAAGACUGUGAGCCCCAAGCCUCCGUCGAGGCAAUCGCGGAUGCCAACCUCAGGGUGCUGCGGCGCGUCCUACCCGUGGCCGUCGCCUCGGUGAACUACCUGUCCGGCGGCCUGUCUUUGGAUAGGGCUACGGCCAUCCUCAGUGCGCUGAACAAGCUGAAGCGGGAACGCGGUGGCGACCGUUACGCGCCCUGGAACCUGUCGUUCUCCUGGUCGUCGUGUAUCCAGCUGCCCCUCUUCGAUUUAUGUAAGACGGAGGCCAAGGACGAGAGUGGCCUCCCGCGUGCCGCCAUCCAAAAAUUAUACGUCGAGAACUUGCUCAAGGCGCGGGCCGCGGCUUUAGGCGGUCUCUGACUCGUGCCGCACACGGCGGUGCCGGUCCUAAUAUGAAGUCUAGUCACAAGCACUUACAUCAAGCGGGGGGAU
This is a messenger RNA of Pelagomonas calceolata, 1317 nucleotides long. Lineage: Eukaryota; Pelagophyceae; Pelagomonadales; Pelagomonadaceae. The record is from the annotation of a GenBank genome assembly.